Molecule: messenger RNA, 1604 nt
Organism: Phytophthora nicotianae INRA-310
Lineage: Eukaryota; Oomycota; Peronosporomycetes; Peronosporales; Peronosporaceae
Exons: 3
Coding region: 34-1065 (343 amino acids)
Biological process (GO): iron-sulfur cluster assembly
Cellular component (GO): cytosol
Molecular function (GO): ATP binding; 4 iron, 4 sulfur cluster binding; ATP-dependent FeS chaperone activity
Source: RefSeq, a predicted model, not a curated record
CACCAGCCCAAGUCACUUAUCAAUUUCCGAGCUAUGGCGACGAGCGCACCUGCCAACGCGAACGAAGAGUGCGUGGGCCCGCAAUCCGAGCAAGCCGGCAAGGCCGACGGCUGCGCUGGCUGUCCCAACCAGAGCCUAUGCGCAUCUGGUGCGGCCCGACAGCCGGAUCCUGCUGUAUCGGACGUGAAGCAGCGCCUGGCGGGCGUCAAGCAUAAGCUACUCGUUCUGUCGGGCAAAGGCGGCGUAGGCAAGAGUACAGUGGCCUGUCAGUUGGCCUUCGCUUUGGCCGGCAAGGGUUUCCAAGUGGGACUUCUAGACGUGGAUAUUACAGGCCCCAGUGUCCCCAGGAUGCUCGGCCUUGUGGGUCAGGAGGUGCAUCAGAGUGCGGCCGGUUGGUCUCCGGUCUACGUGGACGACAACUUGGGCGUCAUGUCCAUUGGCUUCAUGCUGCCCAACGCUGAUGACGCCAUCAUCUGGCGUGGCCCCAAGAAGAGCGGCAUCAUCAAGCAGUUCCUCGUGGACGUGCAGUGGGGAGAACUCGACUACCUCAUCAUUGACACCCCUCCAGGAACGUCGGAUGAGCACAUCAGUAUCGUACAGUACAUGAAAGAGGCUGAUCUGGACGGCGCUGUUGUGGUCACCACACCCCAGGAGGUAGCACUCAGUGACGUGCGUAAAGAGCUCAACUUCUGUCGCAAGACCAACAUCAACGUACUGGGCGUCGUCGAGAACAUGAGUGGCGUACAGCGUCCACUCAGCGACGUCAAAUUUGUGGGAGCCGACGGUAACGACCAGACGGCGGCGUUCAUGAAGCUACUGCAAGAGAAAGCUCCGGAGCUGUUGACGCACUCAGUGCAGAUGGAAGUGUUCCCUGCGUCCACUGGUGGCGGUGAGGCUAUGGCCAAGAAGUUUAACGUGCCGUUCCUUGGUCGCUUGCCACUGGACAACAAGAUGACGGGUGCAUGCGAAGAAGGUGUGUCGUUCCUAGAGGAAUACCCGGACUCUGUCGCGGCCCCAGCUUUCGGCAAAAUUGUGCAAGAUCUUGUUGCAGCCGUCGACAAAUAAGGAAGUUUGCUUAAUACACUGAGCACAGGAUGGAGGGAAACACGAAAACGUAUAUAUGCACACUUAUCAGUUUUAUCUGGUGUAGCUUGUGUGACUUGGUGUGUGGAUCAGGCUCCUUACUGCCUUGAGAACGCAUCUAUUGAGCUGGACAUCUGCUCCGUGUUGAGCAGUACAAUAACGACGGACACAUUAUCGGACGAACCCGACCGAAUGGCCAAGUUUGCCAAAGACUGGCUGGCUUGCUGCAGUCACCAAAGACGACAAACGGCUUAGAGUUGCAUCAAGGUAAGCAUAUCCCAUUGAAAUAACCCUCGUACCUUAGCAGAGUAACCUUCAUUUAGCCUGUCAGCGACGUACUUCACAGCUUCCUUGCUCUUAAUCGUGUCCCACAGUCCGUCACAUGCGAGAAUGAGGAAGUCAAACUCCGGAGUGAUCUCGAUUUCCUGUACAUCAUCAAACCGUUAGUCUUUCGACACUAAUAUGGCUUUUACUGGCUUUCAUACCUGACAUUCCGGUACUGAGAUGACCAAAUCACCAUG